ACUCGUUCUUUUCUCUUCAUCUUCAUUCCACAACUACUUUACAAUGUCUUGGCAGCAGUAUGUUGACAGCAACUUGGUCGGUACCGGUAAGGUCACCAAGGGUGCUAUUUAUGGCACAAACGGUUCUCUCUGGGCCUCUUCUCCUGGAUUCCAGCUUGCUGCCAACGAGAUCCAGGAAAUCAUUGCUGGUUUCAGCAACCCUGAGCCUAUUCGUGCCAGCGGUAUCCACGUUGAUGGUGUCAAAUAUUUCUCUCUCAGAGCCGAUGAGCGCUCAAUCUACGGAAAGAAGAACAACAAUGGCGUUUGUAUCGUAAAGACAACUCAGGCCAUUCUUAUUGGUCUUUAUGACAGCAACAUCCAGCCUGGAGAAUGCACAAAGAUUGUCGAAGGUUUGGCUGACUACUUGAUCUCGGUGGGCUACUAAGUCAAAGGCUUCUUAUCCUACUCCGCUCAGUUACCUCGGUUUUUAUAUCCACUAUCAAAUAUAUAAAAAUGUAUAAAAGAACUAGUGAGAGUGAGAAUGCGAUAGAAAGCUUUUGAUUAUAUUGAUGAUUAUUAUGAAGGCG
Messenger RNA from Phycomyces blakesleeanus NRRL 1555(-), 566 nucleotides. RefSeq lists its product as hypothetical. Gene Ontology annotation, molecular function: actin monomer binding. The record is from RefSeq and is a predicted model, not a curated record. Bases 44 to 424 code for a protein of 126 amino acids. Lineage: Eukaryota; Fungi; Mucoromycota; Mucoromycetes; Mucorales; Phycomycetaceae. Gene Ontology annotation, cellular component: cell cortex. The transcript has 4 exons.